AUGCCUGAUGAAGCGGAUAUCAUGGACGAGCUCCAUGGGCUCAAUGGAGAACUGAAAAGUUUUCCAGCCGACACCCAUUGGUUUUGUCCCAAGCGGAGCGACGAAGAUUAUGUCGAUUAUUCUCGCCCAGAUGACGCUGAGGAGGACAUGAGCGCAGAAACCAAAAAGGAACUUAUACAAGAUGCCCAGCGGAGACAGACUCUUGCAUACAAAUGUUCCCUUUUUAUAGGCUUAGAUCGCGAUGCAGGGGGGGUGAUGGUAGAAGACUACCUUGAACGUUUAAACAAGCUAUUGACGUGCUGUGACAAAUGUGUGUAUAAUUGGCAUAUGGGUCGCAAAGCAUACCUCAAAGAACUAGCAGAGAACUUCGACGAUGAGACUAUUGCAGAGCUCUCAAGCCGCCUCAAUGCUCUCGACUUCCAACGUAUAGACAGAGGGCUGGAGUCAAGUACGAAAGUAAUAUUCGAAGCGGAACCUUCAAUGAGGACACAAAAACUUCUUGCUGGGCACAACUCGUCCCUUCUAUUAGCACUUUACGAAUCACUUUGCUGCGUCGAUUAUCACAAAUCCGCAGAUAACCUCUCGAAGCACUUCGAUUUCGUCUUUGAAGAAAUACAAGCAAAGAAAGUUCUUAGGAUAAGUGACAUAUUACCAGCUACAGGCCGUUUUCUCUUUGAUAGCAACGCCAUACGACUACGAUUUGCUAGAUGCGCCUGGCAAAAAGCCAAUACUAUGCUUACACCCGAAUCAUUCGACUGGGUUGUGCAUGACACAUUGUCGGGAGCAAUAUUUUCUGUGACCCAGGGAAACUACGAUUACGACGAUAUUAUACGAUUUUGGGAAGGAUUCAUUUUGAUUUUGGACAAACUGGAUGAACACCUCAUAACACAUUCCCUCCGAGCAAUGGAAGUUCAACCAAAUGUGUAUAUGCUAGCACUCCAACAUUUGACCUGUAAAUCAGAAAGGAUUGUUCAGCUGGUCAUCGAAGUGCUUAGAGGUCUACUCAAGAAGUCCCCAAGGAACUUCUGGGCUGCAUUUGUCACAAUAUCACCAGCCACCAUUGCAGAACAAAUUUUCCAGAGUCGCUUUGAUGAAAUGCUUCACAGAAUAAAGUUCGGGGAUCCAGAAACUUCUUUUGCUCUAGCAUGGUUACCUGAGAUCGUGGAAUCACUACCUUCUGAUCGUCAAUACGAUGCCUGCAGUUCCUUUCUCCGAUUGCUCCUAGGGCGUUUUCAGACCGCGAGAUAUCCAGAGAAUGCCAGACUUGCUUGUUGUCGGGCUGCACUAGAUACUCUCCGUGCCACCUUAGACACCUUUGUCGAUUCGGAAUACAACAUCAACCCGUCGACAUCUCUUAUAUUCAUCAACAACAUCAUGGGACUUGUUGACCUGUACAAGGACACGAUCACGGGCUGCGCUGAUCUCAAUGCUAUCGACGCUACACACCAAGAACUGAGAAGGCUUGGUAUGGUAGUAAUACGAGAUGCUUUGGCACUGGAUUGCAAAGCUUUGAGUGCAGAGUUUCAAGCUCUUGUGAAAGAUAUUCCGAUACAACAGGGUCUCAGAAGUCAUUCUCAGCCAAUUUGGCAAGCUGUUCUUGAUAUUUUCCGACCAGGAAAUGUAGAUUUAGCCAAGAGUAUUCUUGCCGCAACUACUCAUCUCACCGGUUUGGAUGAACUCACACCAAAAUCAAAGAAAUUUCCGCUUCCUUCCUCCCAUCUACAAUACAACAAGGAUUUUCACAAACUCACCGAGAACGUGUCCAGAAUCUUUGAGAGGCUCAGUGAUUUUGAUGCAUCUCAUUUGAUCGAGAUGUAUCGAGACUCCCAGACCUCUCGUCCACUCUUCGCAGCCCUUGUUUCUGCUGAUCAAGAAAUAUUCGAAGCUGCUGUUGAAGUUGUUAAAGCUGCAACAGGUCAAAUAAGCAAGCGAGAAGCCAUGUCGAGCUUGUUAGAGCAGGCAUUUGUACCGAUGUUAAAUUCUUUGACUUUUGCUGUCGUCCGGAUUACCAAGGCAAAGAACUUCUCCCCAGUUCCAUAUCUGAUUAAAGUUGGGCGAGAUAUGCUCAAUGCUCUAUGUGGGAAUACGGGAUUUUUGCGAAAUCAUUCUUCUUUAGAUUCCACGGAACGGGGCGCUGUAAUGUCUUGGUGGACUAAUCAGUGGCGUGCUCUUGAUAUGAUGUUCUCCACUACCGAAUCAUGGGGAGGUCGUGUUCAGCGCCCAAAGGAGUAUCUGCAAGACUUUUGCCGAGAUGGCAUGGAAUAUGCAGAGUCUUUGUUCAAUCAAUAUAGUAUCAUUGCUUCAGCUUUAGGCGAGUCUUCUUACUCGUCUAGUGACCAGUCAAUAGCCCACAGCUCGUCGAAGACUGCACUAAAGAAAGUGUUGCAGGUUGUUUGCGUGAACGUGAACGGCUUGACUAUGAUGCUCAGACUGAGAGACAUCUAUUUAGUCAGUGUGAUUACCAGUCUCCUUGGAAAGCUUCUUCGAUCUUUGGCAGAGUUUGAUGUCGAGAUUCAUCAAUUUGCGCUAGAAUAUAUCCAAGAUGCAUGCAAAAAUGAAGAAGAGAGAGGAUUCAGGAAGACCAAUCUUACGAACCAACAGAAAGCCGAGUUACAUGCUGCUCUUGAUGAACACAAAGGCGUGGAGAUUAUAGAGAGUUUCUCUACAACGGCCAAGAGACAACAGUCAAAAAUCGAUUCGUGGUCGAAGUCAGCAGGAGGUUUAAAACAUGAGCCAUCGAUCAAUAUUAAAGAACGACAAACUCAAACCUCGCUCGAUACUUGGUCAAAGCCUGGAGAAGGCAAGAAAUCCGAACCAGGGUCAAUUGUCCAGUCUAAUAAAUCCUCACUGGCCCCCUUAACUCUUACUGAAAAACACAAGAGCAUCAUAUAUCAAAUGAAAUCGCAGCCACAACUGAAGAACGUCCAGGCUACAGAAGAUUGGAGGGAUAAACGCCGUAAAGACGCAGAAGAAAAGAAGCAGCGUGAUGCGGCAGCUAUUGCGCAAGCAAAAGCUCUUCGAGCCCCAACGGCUUUGGUGAAGGGCGAGGGAUCUGGUUUGAAGAACUUGAGCGGUGUAGCAGGUAAAGACCAUGCGCCUGUUCGAAGUGAGAUAAUGGUGGGAUCAUCAGAUGAAGAUUCGGAUGAUGAUGACGAUGGUUCUGAUACGAACCUACUUUUCACUAAAAGUCGGGAGGCUUCAAAGAAAGUCAAAGAGUAUGAGGAAAGUAGGAAAAAGAACCUUUUACAAGUCACGGGUCCUGUACGAAAGACCAAGAAGGCGUAUUCAAAGAAGGAUCUCCGCGCCCGUUUGGAGCCAAAUAUGGAUAUCAUAUAUCUCGAAUUACUCAAUUGGGAAAUAUUCCAUGAGGGCGAGGAUCCUCCAAGCAACAACGUUUGCAGGAAGAUUGCGGACAGUUUCCUAGACCUCGGCCUGUAUAAGGACACGUUCAAACCUUUGCUCAUAUCGGAAGUAUGGCGGUCGCUGCUGACAGCCAAAGAGGAGAACAAUUACAAACCCAUUGAAAUAAAGGUGUUAAAUCGUUUAUCCGUUGAUAAAUUUAUGGAAAUCAGCACUACUAUGCCAAUUUCUAAUCAAAGAGACCUCAUGGUGUACCAACAAGACAUUGUACUCCUUUCCAAAGGCUCGAAUCCACUUCAAGACAAGCAAGCGCCACACUGUCUAGCUCGUGUGUUCAGAACAACUCGUAAGCGCGAUGCAGUGGAAGUCACAUAUAGAGUUAGCAGAGACAUUCGCCCCGAGCUCUUAAACUGUUUUGUGCCCAACGGCAAGUUGUAUACCCUCAAAAUUACUGAUAUGACGACAACUCUACGAGAGUUUGCGGCCUUAAGUAGUCUCGAGUACUACGACUUAUGUACUGAAAUUCUGGAGGCAAAACCUUCUCCAUUACAGAAAUAUUCCGAUGAGAAGAUCGCGUCAAUUUCGGCCAAGUAUAAGCUCAACAAUGGGCAAGCCAAAGCUAUUUUGUCCGCCAAUGACAAUGAUGGUUUUACUUUGAUUCAAGGUCCUCCGGGAUCAGGAAAAACUAAAACCAUUGUCGCUAUGGUGGGAGCUUUGCUCUCCCAAGCGCUUCAGCAACAAGCGCAACAGGUUGGCUUCAGGCCACAAGGCCAAAAUGGCGGUUCAGGCCCCCAAGCUCAAGCACCGAAGAAAAAGCUACUUAUUUGCGCCCCCAGUAAUGCUGCUGUUGAUGAACUGGUCCUCCGGUUGAAGGAGGGAAUUUUGCCUCUGGUUGGUCCGCAUCAGAAGAUUAACGUCAUACGUGUUGGGCGAAGUGAUGCCAUCAAUUCUAGUGUCAAAGAUGUCACGCUUGAUGAACUGGUUAGGAUCAAGCUCGAAGGAGAUCAAGAAUCCAAGAAGGGUCAAUUGAGUGAUCGGGAGAAGCUACACAAAGACGCAGGGCUUAUCAAAGAGAGGCUCAAUGUCUUAAGACCUGCAAUGGAUAAAUGUCGCGCUGAAGGCAAUAAAACUUCGGAACUCAAACUACAAAGGGAAUUCGACGAGCUCAAGAGAAAGCAAGCACAUAUCGGGAACAAAAUUGACGAAGAUAAGGAAAGUGACAACAAGGUUCGGCAAAAUGAGAUCAGCAGACGUCAUUUUACGCAGGAGAUUAUCGAUGGCGCCCAUGUUCUAUGUGCUACACUCAGUGGAUCUGGACACGAUUUUCUACGAAAUGUUAAUGUUGAGUUCGAGACGGUCAUUAUUGAUGAAGCCGCUCAGUGUAUUGAACUCAGUGCCCUGAUACCUCUUAAGUACGGUGCGACGAAGUGUAUCUUGGUUGGAGAUCCUGAGCAACUACCUCCAACGGUUCUCUCGCGAUUGGCGAAAAGCUAUGGCUACGAACAGAGUCUUUUCGUCCGAAUGCAGCGCAACCAUCCUAGUGAUGUACACCUACUUGAUACUCAGUAUCGUAUGCAUCCUGAGAUUAGUCGAUUCCCAAGCCAACAGUUUUACCAAAGUCGUCUCAUUGACGGUGAGGGAAUGGCACAGUUGCGGGUUCAGCCUUGGCACGCAAGCUCGAUUCUUGGGCCUUAUCGGUUCUUUGAUGUUGUGGGUGUUCAAAGCAGAGAGACUAAAGGACAUUCUCUCAUCAACGUGCCUGAGUUGAAUGCCGCUAUUCAGCUCUAUCAACGACUUAAGACAGAUUACAGAUCUUAUGAUUUCAAAGGCAAAAUCGGUAUCAUCACAACCUACAAAGCUCAAUUGAACGAGCUUAAGCGACGUUUUGGGACGAAAUUCGGAGAUGGCAUCUUCGAAGAGAUUGAAUUCAAUACGACUGAUGCUUUUCAAGGACGGGAGCGAGAGAUCAUCAUAUUUUCUUGUGUUCGUGCCAAAGCUUCAGGAGGUAUAGGAUUCUUGAACGAUAUCCGACGUAUGAACGUCGGUCUGACUAGAGCCAAAUCGUCGUUAUGGGUUCUGGGAGACUCUAGAGCAUUGGAGCAAGGUGAAUUUUGGAAUAAGCUUAUACAUGACGCCAAAAGUCGUAGCAGAUAUACGAGCGGUGAUAUUAUGGGACUGCUGUCGAGGCCAACGUCUAAGGACGCACCGGCCAUAGAGUAUUCAAACCCAUCGUCGGUUCUCAAUGGCAAUAACUCUAGGCGACCAUCUGAGAAGAGCGACAGUGAUAUUGACAUGACGGAUGCGCCACAAAAUCAAAGUUCUCGAGGUUCAACAUCAGGCAGCAGUGGCACAACACCGGUGGAUGGCCAUGGUAGGAUGACACCAACCAACGCUGAAACGGGUGAGCAGAGAAAAAGGCCGAGGGAACAAGAACUUCAAAGAGAAAAUAUUCCGACGAAAAAGAAGAAGACACAACCCCCAGAAGUAAACCCUGCGCCACCAGCCUCUGCACUACUCAACAGCGGGUCGGCCGAGGUUAUGCGCAGUGCCCAAAAAAUAGAUCUGGAAGCAGCACUUCAAGCACAGCAAGUAAGCAAAGCUGCUGCUGCUGCGGCGCGUACACCAAAACCUAAUCUACCACCGCCUCCGCGCAGAAAGGCGCCGGCGGAUCCCUUUAUUCAGCGUAAACCACCUAAAAGAAAGUAG
Molecule: messenger RNA, 6066 nt
Organism: Sclerotinia borealis F-4128
Lineage: Eukaryota; Fungi; Ascomycota; Leotiomycetes; Helotiales; Sclerotiniaceae
Source: the annotation of a GenBank genome assembly